Molecule: messenger RNA, 975 nt
Organism: Engraulis encrasicolus (European anchovy)
Lineage: Eukaryota; Metazoa; Chordata; Actinopteri; Clupeiformes; Engraulidae
Gene: vma22
Product: coiled-coil domain containing 115
Exons: 6
Coding region: 132-794 (220 amino acids)
Biological process (GO): vacuolar proton-transporting V-type ATPase complex assembly
Source: RefSeq, a predicted model, not a curated record
GAUGAUGGGUGGGUGUCAUGUGACAGUGAAAUACGGAAGUAAUCCAGCAAACAUCGCAGCUCUGUAGCUUAACGAAGGACCUAAACACUACAAUAACACACCUCGUCAAAGACCAAGACUAAACCGUGAAAAUGGGAUUGGAAGUGGACCAAGCUUCGCUCCGUUUGGAUUCCAAACUGCUGCUGUUCAUGGACCAAUUGGAGGAUUUGGAGAAGAAAAGAGCGAAACUCAAUUCUCUAAUUGAAGAGGGUUGGUUCUCCAUAUCCAAAGCUCGGUACUCCAUGGGGAACAAACAAGUCUCAACGCUUCAAUAUGCCAGCGAAAUGGUUCCUCUUGUUCGCGUCCACACAAAAGUGCUUGAUUCUGGUGAAGCUGAGUUUGAGACGAGACGAGAGGAAGGGCAGGUUUGCGGCGGUGACAAAGAUGACACAGUGGAGGAUAUUGGUCCUCAAGAGGAAAGCACUGCAUCCAGUGAAGGACUUAGAAGAAGAGGGCACAAGAAACAAACUGAGGAGAAGCUAGAGGAGUCCAGCGUACAACAGAAGGCAGCAUCACACAGAACGGCAACAGACCACAAAGACCCUCAGCAAGACCCACUGAAAUGGUUCGGCAUCCUUGUCCCUCAAAACCUGAAGCAAGCACAGUCUGCUUUUAAACAAGUGAUUGAACUUUCAGCUGAGAUCGCAGCGCUACAGGGUGCAGUCUUGGCCUCCAGGAGUGAGCUUCAAGAACUGAUGAAGGAGAAACAGAAGAGCACCGCCACUGGACAGAAGACGGAAGAGACAGAAGAAUGAUGUCAUUAUUAUUAACAUUAAUUUAUAAUGCAUUACAUCAGUAUUCAAUGUCACCCAAAUGUGUUGUCUUUCAGCAGAUUCAGAGAUGUUUACCGGUACAUAUUUUGUUUUCCUUUGUAUUUUAAAAGGGACUUUAUGAACUCCUGCUAUGAAAAAUGUUAAAUAAAUUAUUUAAUUCUAA